AUGAGUAGCGGAGCCGGUGGCAGCAGCAGCAGCAGAGGAACCAGUGGCAGCGGCAGCAGUGCCUUCGACAGCAGCGGUGCCAGCAGUAGCGGUGGCAGCGGCAGCAGCAGAGGAACCGGCGGCAGCGGCAGCAACAGAGGAGCUGGCAGUGGUGGCAGCGGCAGCGGUGGCAGCGGCAUAAGUGGCACCAAUGCCAGCGGCAGCAGUGGGGGAAGAGGCACCGGUGGUAGUGGCGGGAAUGGCGGGAGCAGAGCCGGCAGAGGCGGAACCAGCGGCAGUGGUGCUGGUGGCAGUGGCGUGAGCGGCAGCAGCAAUGGGGGAAGUGGAAGUGGCAUGAGCAACACCCUGCGGUACCUCCCUGUCACUCAGCAGCCUGGCAGAGUCGAAGCUGACCAGAGCGAAGUCCAGUGGGAGAAUGAAUGGAGCAUGUGCCGAGGGCUUGCAGUGCUGGCUGAUGAAAGUCAGUAUUCCUGCCUGAGGACAGAGCAGAUCUCUCCAUGUGCUCAGAGCUUACAUCAGUCAGGAAAGUUUGUCAUUUUCUUCAUGUUGGCAACUGAACACUGUGCGGUAGGGACGUUUUUCAGGGAUAUGCCCAUUGCCCCUGUGCAGGCAAUACCCAGCAUCAGGCUGGGGUCAGAGGAACGAUUCAUUGGUAAAGUCCCGGUGAGUAUGAGUUGGGUCUUCAGCUGCGCCUGUGUCCAGGCUGGAGCAGAGCAGCUCAACCGCAGCCAGGGAUGCCAGGGGGAGAGGGGAAGAGAUUCUGUACUGACUGAAGGCAGCAUGAUCUCUCCUUUGUGCCAAAAGGGAUAUUUUCCCUGUGGGAAUCUUUCCAAGUGUUUGCCCCGAGCUUUUCACUGCGACGGCGUGGAUGACUGUGGGAACGGCGCAGAUGAGGACAGCUGUGGUGACACGAGCGGAUGGGCCACCAUAUUUGGCACCAUCCACAGAAAUGCUAACACUGUGGCGUUAACACAGGAGUGCUUUCUAAAUCAGUACCCACAACGCUGUGACUGCAAAGAAACUGAAUUGGAAUGUUUAAACGCUGACUUAAAGUCUGUGCCAACGAUUUCCAGCAAUGUGACAUUACUGUCUCUUAAGAAAAACAAAAUCCACAGUCUUCCAGAUAAAGUUUUCAUCAAAUACACAGAACUUAAAAAGAUAUUUCUUCAGCAUAAUUGCAUUAGACACAUAUCCAGGAAGGCAUUUUUUGGACUAUAUAACCUGCAAAUAUUAUAUCUCAACCACAACUGCAUUACAACUCUCAGACCUGGAGUAUUCCAAGACUUACAUCAGCUAACCUGGCUAAUUCUAGAUGACAAUCCUAUAAGCAGAAUUUCACAGCAGUUGUUUACUGGAUUAAAUUCCUUGUUUUUCCUGUCUAUGGUUAAUAACUAUUUAGAAACUCUUCCCGAACAUAUGUGUGCCCAAAUGCCUCAACUCAACUGGAUGGAUUUGGAAGGCAAUCGAAUAAAAAAUCUUACAAAUGCCACCUUUCUGUCCUGCGAUUCGCUCACAGUGCUGUUUCUGCCUAGAAAUCAAAUUGAUUUUGUUCCAGAGAAGACAUUUUCUUCAUUAAAAAAUUUAGGAGAACUGGAUCUGUCUAGCAAUAUGAUCAUGGAGCUACCACCAUGUCUUUUUAAAGAACUGAAGCUUCUACAAAAACUGAACCUGUCAUCCAAUCCUCUUUUGUAUGUGCCCAAGAACCAGUUUGAAAGUCUUAAACAACUUCAGUCUCUAGACCUGGAAAGGAUAGAGAUUCCAAAUAUAAACACACAAAUGUUUCAACCCAUGAAGAAUCUUUCUCACAUUUAUUUCAAAAACUUUCGGUACUGCUCCUAUGCUCCCCAUGUCCGAAUAUGUAUGCCCUUGACUGACGGCAUUUCUUCAUUUGAGGACCUCUUGGCUAACAAUAUCCUCAGAAUAUUUGUCUGGGUUAUAGCUUUCAUUACCUGCUUUGGAAAUCUUUUUGUCAUUGGCAUGAGAUCUGUCAUUAAAGCUGAAAAUACAACUCACGCUAUGUCCAUCAAAGUCCUUUGUUGUGCUGACUGCCUGAUGGGUGUUUACUUGUUCUUUGUUGGCUUUUUUGAUAUCAAAUACCGAGGGCAGUACCAGAAGUACGCCUUGCUGUGGAUGGAGAGCUUACAGUGUCGCCUGAUGGGGCUCCUGGCCAUGCUGUCCACCGAAGUCUCUGUCCUGCUGCUGACCUACUUGACUCUGGAGAAGUUCCUGGUCAUCGUCUUCCCCUUCAGUACCAUUCGUCCUGGAAAACGGCAGACCGUGGCCACCCUCAUUUGCAUCUGGAUGGCGGGACUUUUAAUAGCUAUAAUUCCAUUUUGGAAUGAGGAUUAUUUUGGAAACUUUUAUGGGAAAAAUGGAGUAUGCUUCCCACUUUAUUAUGAUCAAACAGAAGAUAUUGGAAGCAAAGGGUAUUCUCUUGGAAUUUUCCUAGGUGUGAACUUGCUGGCUUUUCUCAUCAUUGUGUUUUCCUAUAUUACCAUGUUCUGUUCCAUUCAAAAAACCGCCUUGCAGACCACAGAAGUGAGGUAUCACCUUGGAAGAGAGUUGGCUGUUGCAAAUCGUUUCUUUUUUAUCGUGUUCUCUGAUGCCAUCUGCUGGAUUCCUGUAUUUGUAAUUAAAAUCCUUUCCCUCUUCCGGGUGGAAAUACCAGGCACAAUCACUUCCUGGAUAGUGAUUUUUUUCCUUCCAGUAAACAGUGCCUUGAACCCAGUCCUCUACACUCUCACAACCAGCUUUUUUAAGGACAAGUUGAAACAGUUGCUGCACAAACAUAGAAGGAAAUCAAUUUUCAAAAUUAAAAAAAAAAGUUUAUCUACAUCCAUUGUGUGGACAGAUGACUCCUCUUCACUUAAACUUGGAGUUUUGAACAAAAUAACUCUUGGGGACAGUAUAAUGAAACCAGCUUCCUAG
This is a messenger RNA of Cynocephalus volans (Philippine flying lemur), 2928 nucleotides long. It is a transcript of the gene RXFP2, whose product is annotated as relaxin family peptide receptor 2. Gene Ontology annotation, molecular function: protein binding; G protein-coupled peptide receptor activity. Gene Ontology annotation, biological process: adenylate cyclase-activating G protein-coupled receptor signaling pathway; activation of adenylate cyclase activity; hormone-mediated signaling pathway. The coding region runs from base 1 to 2928 and encodes 975 amino acids. Gene Ontology annotation, cellular component: plasma membrane. NCBI's taxonomy places the organism in Eukaryota, Metazoa, Chordata, Mammalia, Dermoptera, Cynocephalidae. The record is from RefSeq and is a predicted model, not a curated record. The transcript is spliced from 21 exons.